CUUGAGAGAAGACGCAAGGACUGGAGAGCUAGGCUCUGGAGCAAGGGUAGAAAACGGACGGCCUUCGCUCCCCUGCAUGCUUGUUCGCUCGCUCGUUCAUCGACUGCUUGAUGCAAAGGCCAUCGUGAUAUACUUGGAGCCGGAUCAAAUCCCUCUAGCCCUUUUCAAGUAGCAGUCUGUCAAGGAGAAUAGGAGCUUUCGGCGAGUUACCCCGUAACUACGGAGUACUUAAGUUAUAACUACUUGAGCGGCGGCCGUCGGCUUUUCUUCCUCUUCUAUUUUCCCUCCCUGGAUCCUCCCCCAGUUCAACUACGAGUCUAUCAUCCGCUUCUCCACACCCCUAACGUCCCCCGAGCCCACCGGAUGGAGAUACACUGGAUCGACUUGGAGCCGCUACAGUGAAAUUCUAGGGAAGACACAGAAACAACUUCAUAGCAUCGAUAAGACGCUGGCUAUUUUAUUUCCCUCAAAGCCAGCUCUGCUCAACUACCUUCGCCAGCCGCGCGCUUCUUUUACCUAUGACCAAUUGGUGCAUUCUCUCUGCGCCGUACCCGUGACGCCAGUUUCCUCCUUCGCCCAAUCCAGCUCAAGGUGGCUUUUUGUUUUUAUAUUUAUACAUACCUGCGUGUGGGUUGGUAAAACAGGGUCUCGCCUCUACCAAUUGUCGGCGUCAAGGGAGAGCAGGUUGACAAGCUUAGGAUCAAGGCCGUUCAAUACCAACGUCAGCUAGCCCGCCAAAUGAGAUCGGUGCCUAUCGACCAUAGUGGAUCGAGGAAUGGCGUUAUGGACGAAGUAGCUACAAAGUCCGAGCCACACCAUACAGUCGAGGGCUCAUGCAGUUCGUCGUUAUCUACGCCUGAGCCCGAAGGAGAAGUUGUUAUUCAGGACCCUGUGCAAAGACAGAAGCGCAAGGGAGGAAGAAAGCCAGUAGGUACUUGGCCUUUCCUGCGAAGAAGGGGCGAGAGGAUAUUGAUACACCGCAGUCUCUCCCCUAUUUUCCGCAAUAUUUCUUGUUACACUAUUGGAAUUGUACGGGCAUAAGAGGCUAACACAAUGGUACCUGGGCGGUGUGCUCUUUGCACUCUGCCUUUUGGUUGUGCCCACUGCUUCAGAUUUAUGCUACUUCUGAAGAACGAAAACAGCGGAACAGACAGGCCCAGGCGGCCUUUCGCGAGAGAAGGACCGAAUAUAUAAAACAGCUAGAGACCACAAUAAAGCAUAACGAGGAAACGUUACAUAGCUUACAACAAAGCCACCGCAACGCUGCGGACGAAUGCCUUAUGCUGCGGUAUAAGAACUCGUUAUUGGAAAGGAUUCUGCUGGAGAAAGGUAACCAACCCUUAAGCCUACACGGUAUUGCAUGUUUCCUGAACAAGAGUCGAAUGCUGAUGUACAUAGGCGUCGACGUACAGACUGAGCUACGUCUCAGGGGUGGUAGCCCGAAUCUACCCCCUAACAGGCUGCCAACCAGCCAGCCAUCUCACGGCUCAUCUUUAGCACAGACUUCCCCAGGGCCAGCCACACAUAUCCCGAAGUUAGAGCCUAUUUCUGUGUCACAAGUACAUCAUGAGGGAAGCUACAUUAUGCAGUCACCGCAGCACCAGGCCUCUCCGUCCUCUCAUGUGUCUUCUCCAGUGGCAACAAAGUCGACAGCUUUUGGUUUGCAGGGAACGGUCUCUCCCACUGCCGCCGACAUACAGCACCAGCAGCAGUACAAGCCUCACCCGUACCAUCGAGCUCAACUUUCCCCCCAGGCAAGUGGUUUUAGACCGGGAAUUACCUCUGCUGCUACCAAAAGCAUUGAGCCAACCCCUAUCCUACCGUCACGGAUACCACCUACCUACUACCUCUCCCCUUUUCAAAAGCAAUAUAACCAGCUAGAACAGGAAUAUGACGCUCGUUCAAGCUCCGUGGACGGACCUGAUCCGCCAGAGGGCAGCACUGCAGCAGACUACCAGUCUCAGUCUCUGCCACGUAUACAGCAACGGCAUCACCCGAUAUCAACCAGCAGCGAUGCUGAAGGUAUGACGGCUAGCACGUCGUAUAUUGAACAAUUCGACCCCAUGAUGGAUCCCGACCCAUUCGGCUUGUCCGCCAGCAUGCACUUCCCCACACCCUUUACCUAUACUCAGAGCCACGGCCGACAGUAAGGUAAAGGAAGGGGGAUAAGAAAUCUCUUGCAUCUAUAUAUCGUUCUGACGUGACUGGUUAUGCAACAUCUUUGACCAUGCCGGACCAAUCUGGCCAGGCCAAAAUGGGCCUACGUUGGUACGACGUAUUGGAGCUAUUUUAUGGAGUAUAUCGUUAGCUACUCGGGACCUGCUACUUUGCAGGUGGAGGAAGGGAUCUACAGUCAGCUCAAGGAGGGAGUCUGCUGCAUUUUCGAGGCGUUAAGCUUGUUUGUUUGCUUUUUCUUGUCGUUUGUCUGCUGGAGGAAGGGAAGAGGAGGAUAAAAUAAAACGACUUCUUUCGAUACCCACUUUAUGUAUGGACAAUGCUCAUCAUUAUCAUCAGUACUGUAUAUCUUGCCUGGCUGCGUAUCUCUGUCUGUAUCUCUGUGUGUAUCUCUGUCAUUGUCUUAUGGUCUCUAUCGACGUCCUCCCUCU
Molecule: messenger RNA, 2606 nt
Organism: Trichophyton rubrum CBS 118892
Lineage: Eukaryota; Fungi; Ascomycota; Eurotiomycetes; Onygenales; Arthrodermataceae
Exons: 2
Coding region: 1281-2150 (289 amino acids)
Cellular component (GO): RNA polymerase II transcription regulator complex
Molecular function (GO): transcription cis-regulatory region binding; DNA-binding transcription activator activity, RNA polymerase II-specific
Source: RefSeq, a predicted model, not a curated record